This is a messenger RNA of Salvia miltiorrhiza (redroot sage), 878 nucleotides long. Its product is annotated as copper-transporting ATPase PAA1, chloroplastic-like. The transcript has 2 exons. Lineage: Eukaryota; Viridiplantae; Streptophyta; Magnoliopsida; Lamiales; Lamiaceae. The record is from RefSeq and is a predicted model, not a curated record. Gene Ontology annotation, molecular function: copper ion binding; P-type divalent copper transporter activity. Gene Ontology annotation, cellular component: membrane. Bases 334 to 672 code for a protein of 112 amino acids. Gene Ontology annotation, biological process: copper ion homeostasis.
UUUUUUUUUUUUUAAUAACAAGAAAAUUUAUUUUUACACAUGUAGCUGUCAGUUAUGGGCCCCAUAGCAUGUAUAAUCCAAAAAUGCUUUACUUUCUAUCUUCUGCAAAGACUUCUAUGACAUGUGAGAGCAAGAUAUUCUGGGCCUAUGUACAUAUAUCUGGACUUGGGAUUGGUGAUUUACGUCUUUUAAAUGAGGACAACAAGUUCACAUGCUAUCAGUUAAGUUACCAAGUCGUGAACCCCAAAUUAAAAAGCUCCUGUGAUGAUCCCAAGUGGGUUUCAUGAAUUCAGAUAACGUGCAGCUUUGUGUGUCUGCUUGAUAUGGUUUUCCAUGCAGUUGCUUGAUGCACUGGAGCUAAGUAGACUUACCAUGAAGACUGUGAAGCAAAAUCUUUGGUGGGCCUUCGCAUACAACAUUGUAGGAAUCCCCGUAGCAGCUGGAACGUUGUUGCCUGUGACUGGAACCAUGCUAUCACCUUCAAUUGCUGGUGCACUUAUGGGGUUGAGUUCCAUUGGUGUGAUGUCGAACUCAUUACUUCUCAGAUUGAGGUUUAAAUCGAUAGAGAGAGAUAUACACAAAACAUCUAUGCACGUCAAGGCCCCUUCGAAUGCUGAAAAUACAGGGAAUAAAAAUGCAAGAUUGCAACCCCAAUAUCCAGCUGCUAGAUGAGGUUGAAGCGGUGAAUCGUUUGUACAUUCACUAAUUAGAACACAGAUAGCAUGGUGUGGGAAGUCAAGUGACUGAAUGUUGAAUCCUGAAUCUUGCUACAGCUCUAUAAAACCCCAAAUGAUUUUGAUUCUUCUUUCGGUUGUAAAAGAUUAAUCGUUUCGGAAUGUAAUACAAAUAUUUCAUGCUUAGAAAUUGAGAUUUUCACA